AUGGUAGUUUCUAAAUUCAAAUAUGAAAUUUUCUCUCUUCAAAGAAAUCUCAGUGAUAUUUACAGCACAACUCCACCAAAAGGAUCAAUUACAUCAGCUGUCAGUGGUAUGAAUGUAUUGAAGACGGAGGAUUUAGAGCAAGAUGGUUGGAGGAUGGUAUUUAGAGGGACAUCUGGCAAUGGCCAUAGUGUUUACCAUGCCUGGAUUGACGGAAAUAAUUCAAAUCCAGACAAACCAGUUUCUAUGAAACGUUCUCAUGGUUUACACUAUCGGGAUAACGUCUUAGACAACUGGUCAAAACUUGAUAUCAAGCUGGUUAAAUUUGCAUUCUAUGAUACUGACAAAGAAGUGUCAUACGUGAUCUUCAACGGGAAAGAUAGCGACAUGAACAACUGGUUUGAUAAGAGCCGUGUCAUUGACUCCAGUUGGCCAGACCUGACUUCCAAAAGUACAUUUAACAAAUUCUCCAUUGAAGGAGAUACCAUAAAUAAUCUACAUGAUCGUCGUUUCUACAUUAACAGAAAUUAUGGUGGAUGUGCAAAUGACCGUGAUCACCUUGUAGUUAUAAAUUCAGCUGUAUCUAAGCCCGGAUGUUUGUUUGACAGCCAGCCAUCCUAUCCAGCGUUCAUAUAUUCAAAAUAUAAUUCGGUCGUCUUCUUCCAGAGGAGAAUGUUUGGUACUGCAGAUUUCAUGGUGGUUUCUAUAAAGACAAGCGUUGGCUAACUGUAAACACCACAGUGUCAAAAUACCGUAAUUUGUUCAAGACUUAUAAGAACACAAACCAUUUGCAAUUGUUAUUUUAAGGACAUUUUUUUUCUGUACUUUAAACUGUUAAACUUAUUUCUAUGUUACCUUUAUACAAAUUGAAUGUUUAUUUUUCUGAUGAUAUUUAAUUGCGUACAAACGUUUGAAUUUUAGGACAGUUAUGUUACACCAAUUGCUCACAAUGUCUUCUUGUAAUGAUCAUCAAUAAAUCUUUAGCAACAUCUUUAAAUACAUUGUAAAUAACAUUUCCUUAUGCAGCAAAAUAGUGACCCAUUGAAACUUGUUAAGCUAUGUUUGUGAACAAAAUACACUACAGUAACAAAUAAAAACAUAUGAAACUAAAAUUA
Ruditapes philippinarum (Manila clam) is the source of this 1112-nucleotide messenger RNA. RefSeq lists its product as uncharacterized. NCBI's taxonomy places the organism in Eukaryota, Metazoa, Mollusca, Bivalvia, Venerida, Veneridae. The coding region runs from base 1 to 723 and encodes 240 amino acids. The transcript is spliced from 5 exons. The record is from RefSeq and is a predicted model, not a curated record.